AUGAACAAAAAGGAAGAUGUUACUCAGCAGAUCCCUUCUUCUGGAAAUUCAGAAAUUGGAGAGAGUGCAGAUUAUUCCUUUGUGGAAAAGAACACAUCUGAAAGUGACAAUGAUGAAGUUGAUGGCAACAAUAUAUGUGGUUUCAGAAAGAAAAAGGGAAUCAAAGGUCCUAUUCCUCCUUUAGAAAAUGAGAAGAUGGAGCUGUCCCACACCUCUAAAAUCCCAGAUCCUUGUCCCCUUAAAGGAACCACUGGUUGCUCAGAACCACCAUCAGAGCAGUCUCUUCAAAGCCCCACUGCCUUUCCUCAAGUGGACAGAGGAGGUGACGACAAUUCCAAUUCUGGCAGAGAUGGUAAAGAAGUCAGGUGUGGAGAAACACGAGAAACACUGGAAUAUGCUGAUACUGGGAGAAGAAUAGUAGGAAAAAUGUAUGAGGAAACAGAUACAGCAACUCAGAUGAAGUUGCCCCCAGGUGCGCAGUCUGUGAGGGAUGCACAGAAAGAUGUCUGCAUGGAGGCAGUGCAAAGGGAGAAGGACUGUGAGCAGGCAAGUGGUAAAAGGGGUAAGCCAGAAGAAAAAGUUGUCAAGUUUCAUGUGACAAAGAUGGACUCCCUAGGAAGUGCUGCAUCCAUGCCAGGGAGCUGUACUGCCGAGUCCUUCAAGGGGGCACCUGGCAUUUCUAAACGAAGUCUACAAGAGUUGAAAAACCUGCUGAGUGAAGGUCAUCUGCCUUCUCAUGGGCCCAAUUUCUGUGGCACUUUUGCUCAGAAAAAUCUGAAACCUCGGGACAAAGCAGCUGAGAAGCAGGGCAGACCUUUUGAGACUUUUAGUCCCCAUUUUGGAGAGGAAAAGCAAAAGUAUCUCAGCUUCCACAAGGAGGGAAUGGGGCAGCAGAGCAAAACCGUCCUGGUCCUCAGCUCUGCUGGCUCUGAUCAGCAGCAACCAGUGGGAAGCAAUGUGGAUCACCUUAUUCUGGGGCUGCCAGCAGCUCCUACACCUGCAGAAAGUACAGCUCCUGAGGUUCAGUUUGACUCCUCCACAGGUCUCGACGCAUUCAACAGAGAUCCUGAUGUAAACGGCCUGGAGAACCCAACUCUCCUUUACCUGCUCUCUCAUAUUGAAUUUAUUAAGCAGCAGAUGGCCAGGGACAACGUGCAGUUUGUCAGAUUUGAAUCAAUAGACCUCCAUGGUGUGUCGAGAUCAAAGAAUGUUCCUUCUCGAUUUUUUCAAGAGAAAGCACUACAUGGUAUUGCCAUGCCAAGAAGUUACCUUGAACUGACGCUGAAUCCUAAAGAUAAUGAAUUAGACUACAUAAAUGCAACCAAUUUCAAUUGUGACAUAAUUCUGAAUCCUGAUUUAUCAACGUUUCGAAUACUACCCUGGACUGAGCAGACCGCAAGAGUGAUAUGUGAUUCCUUCACUGUGCUGGGCACCCCACUAAUGACCUCCCCAAGGCACAUUGCCAAGAAACAGCUGAGCCAGCUUCAGGACAACGGCUUUUCUUUGCACUCUGCAUUCACUUAUGAAUUUUGUAUUUAUGGCAUUACUGAAGUUGUAAAUUCAAAGACAAUAUCCUUUCCUGCAGCCACGAUACUAAAUAACCAUGACCAGACUUUCAUUCAGGAGCUUAUUGAAGGCAUGUAUUAUGCUGGUGCCAACAUUGAAAGCUUUUCUUCUUCCAGUGGGCCUGGGCAAAUGGAGAUCACUUUUCAUCCAGCAUUUGGCCUAGAUGCUGCUGACAGUGCCUUCACAUUUAGAACAGGCCUUAAAGAGGUGGCUAAGAAGUAUAACUAUGUGGCUAGCUUUUUCUCAGAAUCAGGAUUCUACAAUUUGGGGGCUCUAUCACAUAGUCUGUGGGAUCUGAAUGGCCAGAAGAAUUUGUUUUCUGCUGGUUAUGGAGUUGAGGAGCUCUCAGAGCUUGGAAAAAAUUGGCUGUCAGGUCUCUUGGCUCACACAGCAGCUAUCAGCUGCCUGAUGGCUCCUACCACCAGUUGCCGCAAGCCUUAUUCUAAAUACAGUAAAGAAUCAAAAGAGACUGUAAAUGCAAAUUGGGCAUAUAAUGAUAACAGCUGUGCCUUUAAUGUCAAAUGCCAUGGUGGAAAAGGCACUUAUAUAGAGAAUAAAUUGAGUUCUGCUGCAGCAAACCCAUACCUGGUCCUUGCUGCUACUAUUGCUGCAGGUCUAGACGGAAUAAAGAGAGGACUCAGCUAUGAUGAUAUGCUUGAAGAAGAAAAUCACACUGGUGAUCUGAAACAUUCAUCAAUCCCUCUGAAACUAGAAGAUGCUCUGGUUGCCCUUGAGAAAGAUGCGUGCAUUAAGGAAGCAUUAGGCGAAACUUUUAUCCGAUACUUUGUUGCCAUGAAACAUUAUGAGUUAGAAACUGAAGAAAUGGAUAGUGAAAGGAAUAAAUGCCUGGGAUAUUUUAUUUAGAAGAACCACUCUUCCAUAGUGGUGCUGUGUAAAUGCAUACAGUGAAUGGCUAAGAUUCUUGAAAUUAGUACAUGUAUUUACAAAUGUUUAAAUGCUUUGA
Molecule: messenger RNA, 2530 nt
Organism: Catharus ustulatus (Swainson's thrush)
Lineage: Eukaryota; Metazoa; Chordata; Aves; Passeriformes; Turdidae
Gene: LGSN
Product: lengsin, lens protein with glutamine synthetase domain
Exons: 5
Coding region: 1-2430 (809 amino acids)
Cellular component (GO): cytoplasm; membrane
Molecular function (GO): glutamine synthetase activity
Source: RefSeq, a predicted model, not a curated record